GAUGCACUGACAUAUGAUGAUGUCCACAUUAACUUCACUCCAGAAGAAUGGGCUUUGCUGGAUCCUUCCCAGAAGACUCUCUACACAGAUGUGAUGCUGGAGACCUACAGGAACCUCACUGCUAUAGGUUACAAAUCAGAAGACAGUAAUAUUGAAGAACAUCUUCAAAAUUCUAGAGUACAUGGAAGGCAUAAAGGAAGUCUUGCCAGAGACAAACCCUAUGAAUAUAUUCAAUGUGAUAAAGCCUCUACACUUCACAGUGAUCUUCAAAGGCCUGAAAGUAUUCAUUCUGGAGAGAAACCCUAUGAAUGUAAUCAAUGUGGUAAAGCCUUUUCACAACACAGUCAUCUCCAAAACCAUAAAAGGACACAUUCUGGAGAGAAACCCUAUGAAUGUAAUCAAUGUGGUAAAGCCUUUUCACAACAAAGUCAUCUCCAAAACCAUAAAAGGACACAUUCUGGAGAGAAACCCUAUGAAUGUAAUCAAUGUGGUAAAGCCUUUUCACAACACAGUUAUCUCCGUAUUCAUAAAAGAACACAUUCUGGAGAGAAACCCUAUGAAUGUAAUCAAUGUGGUAAAGCCUUUUCACAACACAGUAGUCUCCGAAUUCAUAAAAGAACACAUUCUGGAGAGAAACCCUAUGAAUGUACUGAUUGUGGCAAAGCCUUUUCAAUGCACAGUACUCUCCAAAUACAUAAAAGAACACAUUCUGGAGAGAAACCCUAUGAAUGUAAUCAAUGUGGUAAAGCCUUUUCAGAUCACAAUUCUUUCCGAAAACAUAAAAGAACACAUUCUGGAGAGAAACCCUAUGAAUGUAAUGAAUGUGGCAAAGCCUUUUCAAUGCACCGUACUCUUCAAAUACAUAAAAGGACACAUUCUGGAGAGAAACCCUAUGAAUGUAAUCAAUGUGGUAAAGCCUUUUCACAAAAAAGUCAUCUCCAAAACCAUAAAAGGACACAUUCUGGAGAGAAACCCUAUGAAUGUAAUCAAUGUGGUAAAGCCUUUUCAAUGCACAGUCAUCUCCAAAUACAUAAAAGAACACAUUCUGGAGAGAAACCCUAUGAAUGUAAUGAAUGUGGUAAAGCCUUUUCAAUGCACCGUACUCUCCAAAUACAUAAAAGGACACAUUCUGGAGAGAAACCCUAUGAAUGUAAUCAAUGUGGUAAAGCCUUUUCACAACAAAGUCAUCUCCAGUACCAUAAAAGGACACAUUCUGGAGAGAAACCCUAUGAAUGUAAUCAAUGUGGUAAAGCCUUUUCACGACAGAGUCAUCUCCAGAGACAUAAAAGAACACAUUCAGGAGAGAAACCCUAUGAA
Grammomys surdaster is the source of this 1317-nucleotide messenger RNA. RefSeq names its product zinc finger protein 431-like. Gene Ontology annotation, biological process: regulation of DNA-templated transcription. The annotation marks the transcript as partial. Lineage: Eukaryota; Metazoa; Chordata; Mammalia; Rodentia; Muridae. The transcript is spliced from 5 exons. The record is from RefSeq and is a predicted model, not a curated record.